AUGCCAAGUCUCCCCAUAAACCGCCCAGCAGCCCGCCGCGAUCCCACCGCCGACCCCAUCUCCUGCUGGAUCGAUGUGCCGAGCGCAGAUGGCACUAAAUCCGCACACAUAAUCAACAGCUCCAACCUCUGCAAACAAUACUCGCUCGUAAACCACGACUUCUGCAGCCUAGACCCCAACUUCAAAGCCCACUUCCGGCACAUCUGUCCUCCUUCCCCGCCCACCCUCCUCGGCGCCGACCACCACCCGACUACUCCCGGCAGUCAUCGAUACGUGGUGGAACCCGUCCGGCAGCAGCAGCAGCAGAGCGCCGAGCAAUACGGCGCCUUGGCGUUGAUAUUCGCCGGCGGGUUCCUCUCGGUAAUCGUCUUCGCUAUCAUUAUGCACCGCUGCAAUAGGGGGGCCCGCUACGUUUACGAGCCUGGUUAUUAUGACUAG
This is a messenger RNA of Daldinia vernicosa, 438 nucleotides long. RefSeq lists its product as uncharacterized. The coding region runs from base 1 to 438 and encodes 145 amino acids. The record is from RefSeq and is a predicted model, not a curated record. NCBI's taxonomy places the organism in Eukaryota, Fungi, Ascomycota, Sordariomycetes, Xylariales, Hypoxylaceae. The transcript has 2 exons.